GACAUAAAAACUCUUUAAUACCAAACCUAAAGGAUUAGUUUAAAAAACUUCCUUAUUACGUAACAGUUGUGGCAGAGUAAACAAAACCCUAGUGCCUGACACAGUGUGCCCAGUGUCACAAGAAGUUAUCGCCGACCAUCACUGUUGCAGGAUUCUGAUGCCCAAAUUGCUUUCUUUCUGCAUUUCAUGUUAAUGUGUUAAUGUCAGUGGUUCUGGUCGUUACAGUUUAAGGACUUUCUGAGGAUAUGAUCUAUGGAGCUUGUGUCACAGCUUCCAAGUCACAGAUUUUCAGAACACUAGUGUUGCAUAAGUCAUUGAAUUCUCGUGUAAAAUUCUCCUCCAAGUGCUUUCCAAGCAACAUAAGAAUGGAAAAUAAUCUUAAUAGGAGCACAGAGGGAAACAAAAUGGAGUCUAGGGGUGCCUUGGUUGUCCUAGAAGGUCUGGAUCGUUCUGGGAAAUCUUCUCAGUGUAGCAGACUAGUGUCCUUCUUGGAGGGACAAGGGAUCUCUGCUGAACUAUGGAGAUUUCCCGACAGAACUACAAAUGUUGGGCAAAUGAUAUCUGCUUAUCUUAGUAACACAUCUCAGUUGGAUGAUCACACUAUUCAUCUCCUCUUCAGUGCUAAUCGUUGGGAAAAGAGGUCAUUGAUGGAAACAAAACUGAAAACUGGAAAAACUCUCAUUGUUGACCGAUAUUCUUAUUCUGGGGUGGCUUUCUCAUCUGCCAAGGGACUUGAUAUUGAGUGGUGCAAGGCCCCAGAGAUUGGUUUGCUGGCACCAGAUAUGGUAGUAUACCUUGACAUAUCUCCUGAGAAAGCUGCGGAAAGAGGAGGGUAUGGAGGUGAGAGAUAUGAAAAGCUGGAGUUUCAGAAGAAAGUUGCUGAUUGUUACUCAGUUCUUCAUGAUGUAUCCUGGAAGGUUGUUGAUGGUUGCCAACCCAUGGAAGAUGUGGAGAAACAGUUGCAAGAGAUUGUACUUGAUUGUGUAACAGAAUGCCGGAAGGGGAAGCUUCUUGCCACCUUGUGGUCGAAAUAGACACACCUUGAAAGAGAUGUUAUACAAUAAUAAAUUUUCAAGAUAUAUUAUUUUGAACACCAAAGCCCAGUUUUUUGGAACUCUGAUUGGUUCUUUGUUGUGUGCUAUAAUAACAUUGAUUUGUUUCCCUUGC
Messenger RNA from Vigna umbellata (rice bean), 1167 nucleotides. It is a transcript of the gene ZEU1, whose product is annotated as P-loop containing nucleoside triphosphate hydrolases superfamily protein. Gene Ontology annotation, biological process: dUDP biosynthetic process; dTTP biosynthetic process; dTDP biosynthetic process. The record is from RefSeq and is a predicted model, not a curated record. Gene Ontology annotation, molecular function: dTMP kinase activity; ATP binding; nucleoside diphosphate kinase activity. Gene Ontology annotation, cellular component: nucleus; mitochondrion; cytosol. NCBI's taxonomy places the organism in Eukaryota, Viridiplantae, Streptophyta, Magnoliopsida, Fabales, Fabaceae.